AUGGCGGGGCCUACGAAGGGGAAGAAGAAGAAGCAGCGGCGGCUGGGGCCCCCCGAAGUAAUUCGGUUUAAAGAAACAAUUCAGUAUUUGCUGCUGAAGAAUUUGGUGUUGGAAGCAAACAAAGAUCCGCUGCUGCUGGACCGCGUGCUGCUGCUGCCCACGCAGCAGCAGCAGCAGCAGCAGGGGGGAGAGGAGGAGGAGGAGCAGCAGCAGCAAGAGGAGCUGCAGCAGCAGCAGGGGCAGCAGCAUCAGGCGGAAGAGCUGCAGGAAGACGAGCAGCAGGAAGAUGAGCACCAAGAGGAAGAGCAGCAGGAAAGCGAGCAGCAGCAGCAGCAACAGCAGCAACAGCAGCAGCAGCAAGCAGACGAUGAAGAAGACAUGAGGAGAUUUGGGUUGCUGCUGCACCUCCUGGGCCGUCUGGCCGAUGAACUUAAAGCCUCGAAGCCAAAGGACUACCGCUUUUUGUGGGCGCCGGAGCUGCUGGCGCCUUCUCCGCAGUACUGCCCUUCUGGGUAUCCGCUGUACGUGCUGCGUUACGUGCGGCGGAUUGCUGCUGCUGCUGCUGCUGCAGCAGCAGAAGCAGCAGCAGGCGACGCAGCGGGGGGCGAGGCAGACGGCGCUGCUGCUGCUGCUGCAGCUGUUGCUGUGAGGCAGGCCUCAGAUGCUGCAGCUGCUGCUCCAGAAGACGGGCAGCUUUUGGGCGCCGCGCAGCAACAGCAAGGGCCUUCCGCAGCAGCAGCAGCAACAGCAGGCCGUGCUUUUGGGGGCUGGCUCAGCGACGCGCUGCAGCAGCAGGAAGCAGAAGCCGGCAGCAGCACGCACCGCAGCAGCGGCAGCGGCAGCAGCAGCAGCGACAGCAGCAGCAGCUGCAGGCUGGAGCUAGACGGACUAAGCGUUUGUUUGCCGCUGGAAGUUUGUGAGCGCUGCAGGCUGUUUCUGCUGCUGCUGCGCAGCAGCGCAGCAGCUGUGCUGCAGCUAGCAGCAGCAGGCCUCAGCAGUAACUUCGCAGGGGGCCUUGUGGGGUUUCUGGGGCAGCUCAAGUCCCGGCUGCAGCAGCUAGAUGGACUUUGGAUUGAAACGGAAGCAAAUCUUGCAAAGAGACUUUAUGCUGCAGCAAACGAGCGGCUGCUGCCCCUCGUCCUGCUCCUAGACGCAGAGGCCAAAAUAACGCGCUGCGAAGCAGAAGAGGAUGCCAUAGAGCUCGCGGAGACAGUCAUAUUUUUUGAGCUGCGGCUGCCAGCAAACUACAAGCAGCUCUGCUCCCAAGUAAUCAGAGCCUACCUGCGAGGUGCGAGCAGCAGCAGCAGCAGCAGCAGCAGCAGCAGCAGCAGCAGCGGCAGCAGCAGCAGCAGAUCCAGUGCAUUGUGCUGUCCUUUUGCAGCGCGCAUUGUUUUGAGGGAGGUUCCCCGAGUUAGAGUCAAGUUAGACCUCGAGGACAACGUCGCUGCUGCUGCUGCUGCUGUCGUUGCUGCUGCUGCUUUCUUGCUCGAUGGCUGCUAA
Molecule: messenger RNA, 1500 nt
Organism: Eimeria tenella
Lineage: Eukaryota; Apicomplexa; Conoidasida; Eucoccidiorida; Eimeriidae
Exons: 5
Coding region: 1-1500 (499 amino acids)
Source: RefSeq, a predicted model, not a curated record